This is a messenger RNA of Mucor velutinosus, 660 nucleotides long. Its product is annotated as Protein kinase domain-containing protein. NCBI's taxonomy places the organism in Eukaryota, Fungi, Mucoromycota, Mucoromycetes, Mucorales, Mucoraceae. Gene Ontology annotation, molecular function: protein binding. The record is from RefSeq and is a predicted model, not a curated record. The transcript has 2 exons. The coding region runs from base 1 to 660 and encodes 219 amino acids.
AUGAGCAACAACCAUCUAAGCUAUCUACGCAAUGUCAAAACAGUGCCAUCACCGUCUGGGUGGACACCAGAAACGAAAUACAUUGACAAGCUCUUCUGGUCACCCAAUGUACCUGCAGAAUUGAGAGAUCUCUACCAACCAGCAAACCCCAAAGUACAAGACCCACGACGUACCAUCAAUUUCAUGAACGAGCAUGUCAACUUGAUUGGCACUUUUCCCGGGACAAAAGAGCAGAAGCGCAAUGUCAAGAUCAAAAAGAUUACUGACAAGGAACAUCCCUGCUGUGGCGCUUAUGGACUCGUAGCAGCACAGACUUUACAGCCAAAGCAGCUGAUUAUCGACUACUUGGGCGUGGUAGAGUAUCAGGACGGCUACGAAGCUACUUCAGACUAUGUGCUGCGUUACGGCACGGAUCUAUCCAUCGAUGCAGGUCGAUGUGGCAAUGAAGCACGGUUCUGUAAUGAUUUCCGUGGCUGUGGGCCUGAGCCCAAUGUGUGUUUUAUGAAUUACAUGGAUGAAAAGACAAAACAUAUCAAAGUGGGCAUCUUUGUCAAUGGCAACCGCAAGAUCAGAAAGGGAGAUGAAUUGUUGGUUACUUAUGGCAAAUCAUUUUGGGCAAAACGAGGUAUCGACAUGAGUGGGCAACAGCACAAGAAAUAA